This is a messenger RNA of Pseudo-nitzschia multistriata, 3158 nucleotides long. The record is from the annotation of a GenBank genome assembly. NCBI's taxonomy places the organism in Eukaryota, Bacillariophyta, Bacillariophyceae, Bacillariales, Bacillariaceae.
CACAACACMGUUGGAGGCGGGGAAGAGCAACAACGCCACUCCACAGAAAUACGACACAACACGACACAAAGCACAACACACAACACAACACAAAGCACAACACAUCCCAUGGGCCGUCGCCUUCGCCGCCACCSCAUAUGGAGCGGGGGAUUGGUGGUGGUGGCGGUGGCUCUGGCGUUUGCCGUCAUUCRAAACGGGAGUUCCGAUGGCAGUMUCGAUGGCAACAGCAACCUCGAUAUCGGUUUCAAUGCCAGUCUCGGUAGCGGUGCUUCCGGRSCCGSKGCCGCURCCGCUACCACCGCAACGCCGUUUUCCCUCGCUGYUCCGCACCCCGAUCGAUCGGCCUUGCAUCGGGAACUCCACAUCCUGCCGGAAUCCACCGAGUGCACGCUCUUUCUCCGGCAGACCGAGCUCGUGGCUGCCACCGGGGACGAUCGCGAGGACGAGCACACKGACCGGACCUGGAUGUGCGAACUGGCCCUGCCGCGGCAGCCAGCGGGACGCGGGGGCGACCCGGAAGGGCCCGCKCCACCGCCACCAYCCACCCGCAGGGUUCUGGUCGGCCUCUCGGGCCUCGACGGGGCCUUUUUCGAACACCACGGCGCGGCAUCGGGAGAGAGCGUGCUGAGACUCGGAGGGGGUUGCUACCUCGCGGGUCAAGGUGCGGGUGCUGCCUGCGAUGGGGAUGCGGGCACCGGCGGACGAGAUACGGCCUGUGGGAAUGCGGACCCACGGGCGAUGCCCUCGGGCACGGCGAUCGUGGUUCCUCCCGGGGCCACUGCGGAGGUGGUGGACACCCGGGAGGGGGAGGGGGAGGCCCCCCACAACGUUUUUGUCCGGGGCCGSCCCCCCCGCUCCCGGCCCGGGGGAAAGGGCGUCCUCUCGACCCUGGUGGUCCGGAUCGUCGCGGCGGACGGGACCGGGCCCACCGCAAACGAGGAGGCCACCCGCAAAAAUGUCUUUACGGACCCGGUCUGCCUCCGGUCGCAGCUGGGGGCCUGCUCCAAGCAGCAGGCCCUCGUCGAGGCCUUUCACGGGGAGACGGAAACGGGGGUCUGGAUCGAGGAGGGUGUCACCACCCUCCAAAUCGACGGGGGGGCGGGCAGCAGCAWCUACAAUARCAGCAUCUACASMAACACCUACAGCGGCAUCGGCAUCGGCGACAACGGCCGCGCGGACAAGCACAACCACAGGCCGGUGCUGGGAAGAGCCGCCGAAACCGCCGAGGCCAGGCUCGGUCCGCUGGGGGAGCAGUUCGAUCUGGUCCUCUUUUGCAUCCCCYCCGGCACCGGAACCCACUGGAAGGCRGAGGCCACCAUCGGCCGCUUCGAUUCCUACUACAACGACGAGUGGUGCGGGUACAUCUCGGCACAGAUGCACGAAGUGGUAAGAAAACGACGAUGYAAUGCAGGGCGAGRCGAGRCGAGAAAGGGUACGAUCCGAUGAGAUCCGAUCCGAUGCUUCUCGAACCGCGGUUCUCUUGUACCAAAUGCCGCUAUAGCAAAUGCCGAUGCAAAAGACCGGUGCAAAGAGCUGACCAGGCAACCAAUCUCAUGUCCUUUCCUGUCCUUUCCUGUCCUUUCCUGUCCUUUCCUUCACUCUCCUCUUCUAUCCGUUCGUUUCCUUUUUUGCAAAACACCCACAGGGACACAACCUCGGCCUCGCCCAUUCCGGGCAGGCCGACGAGAACAACAUCCGGAACGAGUACCUCGACAAAUCGGGCAUGAUGGGCAUUUCCUACAAGGGCAAAAACAGUCCCAGGAUGUGCUACAACGCCGCAAAGAGCUACCAGCUCGAAUGGUACAAGCGGCAGAGACUCUCGAUCGACCCCACCGCCGAAGUCGAAACCAAAAACGACAACGWRCCAAACGGAGCAGAACAAACGAAGAAGCGGACGAGGACCUUUGUCAUGAACGGUGUGGCCGACUACAAGCGCAACGGCCCGACCCACAAGAGACUUGUUUCUCUGCGCCUUGUACAGUCCUCCGGAACAACAACAUCGAAACGAAAAUCAAAGCCUAGAACCGAUUACUACGUGGGCUACAACCGUGCCGUCGGACCCAACGCCGACACCAAGGAAGACGCCAACGCCAUUACCGUGCUCGAGGCACUCCGCGCCGGGGGGAGUGGGGCCCGRGCGAAAAAGUCCUGGAAGCUGGCCUCGCUUUCCUACAAGGGGCAGAGGUUCUUUCUCAGAGACUUUGGGCGGAGCUCGGCCUUUGUCGAGGUCCGGCUCUUGUCGGGAAACCUUUCGUCCGGCCCGAGGGACGCGGAGAUUGCCAUUACCAGCUACCACAAGGCGGCCACGGGCAGCGAAUGCGGUGUGGGUGGCACGGCCACCGACCACAAAGGCAGGACCAACCGCAAGGGCAACACGGGUUUUUUUGAGCUGGAGGGGAAAACCGACGAGUACGGCUACGAAACCUGGUGGCAGCUGAGGCUCGACGACGGCACCGAUGGCAAUGGCAGCGAYAGUGGCAGCGACAGUGAGAGUGACGAUGAAGGCUACUACGUCGAUUUCGGAUCCGGAUACGGUCCGAGCGAAUCUUUUGGGGCCACACACCUGCUCUGCCCCGGAGAGUGCUACGUCUUUUCGAUCCACGACCUCUAUGGRGACGGCAUCUCCGAAGACUCGGGCGGCUACUACCGGUUGUCUCUGGCCGGGGUCGAUCUCUUUUCGUCGGGUUCGAGCAGCAACAACACCAACACCAACAACUUUGGUUUCUCGGAGUCCUACCGGUUCUGUGUGCCACCGCUGGCGAUCCCCGACGCGGUGUGCAAGGACCGCGGGCGGCUCCGGUACAAGAACGAUCGGACCAAAAACUGCGGCUGGGUCGGRGAGCGGGGACCGAAGAAGACGAGGAAGCGGUGCAAAAAGAGAUGGAAGGGAAGGACCCUGGCGGAGUGGUGCCCCCGCACGUGCGGGGCCUGCUCCGUUCCGGAGACGGAAGCGGCCGCUAGAGGCACGUUGGGCAAGUAGUGCGGAUCGAACCGAACCAAACCAUACCAAACCGAAUCGCUCCGACACACACACACACAAAAGAUCGGCAUCGAUUGCGCCGCAACCGCCAAACAACAAACCUGCCUCGCACAGUAGGUAUACUAGGAAUAAACUUGACAAAAAUGCUCCAGCAGGAGAAUAGAUGRUAGAAAACACA